CUCGGGUAGAACCGAGUCCACGGCGUCGCUCGCACCGACGCGGGUCACCCCGACGCGAGGGCGAAUCCUUCGCUUUUCCUUCGGGUUUUAAAGGGUUUACGCGCGUGUUCCGAGCGAAGAUGCCGCCGCUCCUCGACGGCUCCGCGCUUCGCAGGUCGCUCGUUCAAACUCCGUCGGAGCGAGUCAUGCGGAAGCUCUCCAGCACCUCCCCGUGCGCCCCGACGAUGCCGAGCACCGGCAAGACGCGGGGCAAGGAGACCUUCGAGCACCUCCGGGGCAUCCUCUACCCCAACAGCCUCGUCAACGGCAACACGGGCACGCCCGUCUCUUUCCAGGCGGGCAUGGCGCGACUCGCCGAGGCGAACGCCCGUCACGUCGCGAAUCGAGUCAGGGUGAGCGUGAAGGCAACCCCCGCGAGGGUGGGCUCGUGCGAAGCCGCCGCCGCCGUCGCCGACGUUGCCAUCGCGCGCUGGCACCUCGAGCGCGCCGCGCCGGGAGGCGACGAGGACGGCGCGCUCCAGGACGUCAUCGACAAGUCCCUCGCCAAGGAUGCCAUCUGCAACAUCGACGACCUGCUCGACCACGCCGAGUGAGAAUAUUCCAUUUUUCGCGCGAGUGAGUGUACUACGUGUAAAGAAAGCAAAGCCAGCCGGAG
Micromonas commoda is the source of this 655-nucleotide messenger RNA. RefSeq lists its product as hypothetical. Bases 120 to 593 code for a protein of 157 amino acids. The record is from RefSeq and is a predicted model, not a curated record. NCBI's taxonomy places the organism in Eukaryota, Viridiplantae, Chlorophyta, Mamiellophyceae, Mamiellales, Mamiellaceae. The transcript is spliced from 2 exons.